Sebastes umbrosus (honeycomb rockfish) is the source of this 2443-nucleotide messenger RNA. Its product is annotated as all-trans-retinol 13,14-reductase-like. The transcript is spliced from 13 exons. NCBI's taxonomy places the organism in Eukaryota, Metazoa, Chordata, Actinopteri, Perciformes, Sebastidae. Gene Ontology annotation, molecular function: oxidoreductase activity. The record is from RefSeq and is a predicted model, not a curated record. The coding region runs from base 267 to 2099 and encodes 610 amino acids.
ACAUUGCCUGCAGGUGUGCGCACGCACAGUUUUAUAAAUGAGACCCCACACCUGUUCCCCCAUCUUCAUCAAGAGCGUCGUCUAGACGUGGUUGGUGCUCUUUUUGUGAAGAUAGCUUUUCAUCUGUCUUCAUCCUUAAACUUCCUACCUCAUCCCUUCUCUUUCUGGAUUAUUCUCUCCAUCUACCUCAGCAUUUCCUCUCUUUUCCUCGUUCCUCUCUUCUCCAUCCUGCCGUAUAGUAGGACACUCAGCUCUCCUCUGCUACUAUGUGGUGGUGGCUGCUUGGCGUUUUGAGCUGCGUGCUGCUGCUGGGGGUCGUCAUCUUCUUCCUGACCACCGGGCAGCGCUACAAGGUGUUCAGCGAGAAGUGCCUGAGGCCACCGGGGCCCCUGGUCACCGACAGCAGGCAGAGGGACGAAAGGCUGAAGAGAGGGUUUCGUGUGGACCGUGUUCCCCGUGCUCUGGAUGCCGUGGUGAUUGGCAGCGGUGUGGGAGGUUUGACGGCAGCGGCGAUUUUGUCUAAAGCCGGGAAGAGGGUUGUAGUUCUGGAGCAACACGACCAGGCUGGAGGCUGCACACACACCUUUCAGAAUAAGGGAUUUGAGUUUGAUGUGGGUAUCCAUUACCUGGGCCAGCUUCAUGAGGGCAGCCUGCUGAAGGUUGCUCUGGAUCAGAUCACAGAGGGACAGCUGCAGUUCACACGGCUGGAGCAGCACUUUGACACGCUGAUCCUGGGUCAGCCUGACCAGCGCAGGGAGUACCAUAUCCAUGCCGGGAAGACGGAGAUGGCGGCUAGCCUGAAGAAGCAGUUCCCAGGAGAGGAGGAAGCCAUUGAUGAGUUCAUGAGACUGAUGAAGCUAGCCUCACGGCGGACGCCACUUAUCGCCACCUUGAAGAUUAUACCUUACUGGCUGUCUAACUUCCUGAUUCGAACCGGCCUGUUGGAUCGCAUCUCUUCGGUGUUCCGCCUAGCGGCAACCAACCAUUCAGAAAUGAUGAACCGCCUCACAAAGAACAAGGACCUGCAGGCACUGUCUGCCUACCUGUUCUACGGUGUCCCUCCUAAAGACUCCAGCUUCCUCAUCAACGCUCUCCUUCUUCAACACUACAAGCGUGGCGCGUACUACCCGCGGGGAGGUUCCAGCGAGUUCGCCUUUCACAUCAUCCCUGUGAUUCAGCAGGGGGGCGGCACUGUGCUGGUCAGAGCUCCUGUCCAACGCGUCCUGCUCAACCAUCAAGGGAAGGCCUAUGGAGUGACGGUGCUUAAAGGACAAGAAGAGAUCGAGGUCCACGCCCCUGUCAUAAUUUCCAACGCUGGAAUCUUCAACACCUUCCAGAAGUUUCUGCCUCAGACCGUACAGGACAAACCAGAGAUCCAGUCACUGUUAGGUCUGGUGCGUCAUGGUAUGGGUUCCUUCUUGGUCUUUGUUGGUCUGGAUGGAACCAAAGAGGAGCUGGGCAUCCCUUCCACCAACUUCUGGAUGUAUAAAGACAAUGACUUGGACUCACUUAUGGAGCGUUACUCUUCUCUGAGCAGAGAGCAGGUAUUGGGGAACAUUCCCAUGAUGUUCAUCACCUCCCCAUCCGCUAAAGAUCCUACAGCCAACAUCAGACAUCCAGGUAAGUCCUGUAUGACUCUGCUAACCAUGGCUCGCUACGAGUGGUUCGAGGAAUGGGAGGGGACCAAGCUCGGCAAGAGGGGACAGAACUACCUGGAUAUGAAAAACGGCAUGGCUCAAGAGCUGCUGGAAUGGGCGCUAACAAUCUUCCCUCAACUGCGAGACAAGGUGGUGAUGGUGGACGCUGCCACUCCUCUAACUAAUGUCCACUAUUUGGGUGCUCCGAGAGGUGAGAUGUACGGUGCUGAACACAACCUGGAGCGCUUCACCCCGGACACAGUCGCUAGGACGCGACCACAGACACCGAUCGAUGGGCUCUACCUAACAGGUCAGGACGUAUUCUGUAACGGCAUGGCUGGGGCACUGCACGGUGGACUGCUCUGUGCCUCGGCCGUCCUCAACCAGAUCCUCUACAUUGACCUUCUAGCCCUGAAGACCCGCAUCAAAAACAAACAGACCAAUCAUAGGACGAGCUGGUAGCGACAGGGCUAGCGGAGGGUAAACACCGCCAUUAACCCAGCCCCGACCCACAGCUUUUACACACACUUUAAGGCAAGGCGAGGCAGUUUUAUAGCACAUUUCAAACACAUCUGAGUGUGCUCAAGCUGGGCUCUUUAAUUCACACAGGUUCUAUUGUACAUUUUAGGGUAACUUUUUUUUAGCUCUCUGUUUAACACUGCAUCCUCAUGUUAGAACCACUGUAUCCUGUUAACAACAACCCACCACCCACCACCAUUCGUGCGAUGCAGGAUUUAAAACAAGCUAACCCUCAAACUAACGCUGGCUAGAGCCGCUUACACGGAGCAGCCAGAUGAAGCACAAUU